Molecule: messenger RNA, 414 nt
Organism: Octopus sinensis (East Asian common octopus)
Lineage: Eukaryota; Metazoa; Mollusca; Cephalopoda; Octopoda; Octopodidae
Exons: 1
Coding region: 1-414 (137 amino acids)
Biological process (GO): chromatin remodeling
Cellular component (GO): nucleus
Source: RefSeq, a predicted model, not a curated record
AUGAAAGGAGUAGGGGGUGUAACCAUACUCCUUGUGGAGAAAUGGGUGGAUAAGGUCAUAGAGGUUGUCAGGGUAUGUGAUAGAGUCCUUAAGCUCAGGUUAGUCCUGCAGAACAUCACAGCUACAAUUAUCUCUGCCUACAUCCCACAAGCGGGGCUACCAAAUGAUCAGAAGGACCAUUUUUAUGAUAUCCUUCUACAGACUGCCUCAAAGACAAGUGGCAACGACCUCAUCUUUGUGGCUGGAGAUCGGGAAUCUGGUAUCUUCCAUGGUGUACAUAGGGGCCAUGGUUUUGGUUCUUGGAACGAUGAGGAAACUAGUUUACUGGAGUUCUGUGAUGCAUGUAACAUUUUAAUCUGUAACACUAAGUUCAGACAUCCACCUGAUAACCUAUUAAUCAUGGGACUCUGCUAA